Messenger RNA from Staurois parvus, 357 nucleotides. Lineage: Eukaryota; Metazoa; Chordata; Amphibia; Anura; Ranidae. The record is from the annotation of a GenBank genome assembly.
GAAGGAGUCCUGGCAGCAGACAAUCACAAUCUGGAUUCAGCUUUGGAGAGUUUCUUAAGCAUUGAGGAUGCCACAUCAAAGAUUUGGUUCAACAUUGGAUGUGUCCAUGUCCUGAAAGGAGAUCUGGAGAAUGCCUUGGAGGCCUAUAAUCAGGCUCUAACAAAGGAUCCCUGCCUAGCUGUUGGAUUUUUCCAGAGAAGUUAUGUAUAUUUCCAGCUCAGAAGGUAUGAGAAGGCGUUGAGUGACUGCCGCCUGGCCCUAGCUCAGCUGAGAAACAACAGUGUUAUAGAUUACAAGCAACUUGGCCUCCGCCACCUACUCUUUACCUGGGAGGUCCUUUUUAACACCGCGAUCGUC